Molecule: messenger RNA, 981 nt
Organism: Hirsutella rhossiliensis
Lineage: Eukaryota; Fungi; Ascomycota; Sordariomycetes; Hypocreales; Ophiocordycipitaceae
Exons: 4
Coding region: 1-981 (326 amino acids)
Source: RefSeq, a predicted model, not a curated record
AUGACAGCUCUCCAGACCCUCCAAUUCAUUCAGAGAAAUUCUCUACAGCAUCCGGAGGCCACAAUCAAGAGCACUAUCAAGGAAGUGUUCCGUUUGGAGGUCUAUAACUUCGCUUCCAUUGACGCCUUUACCAAACGCCUUCACUGGUGCUGGACCCAGGCCACAACGGGCUUUCCAGCUGUUGAUAAGCGACUCUUUGUGAUCACGGCCAUCCACGGCCUUAAGGUAUCUCACCCGACGUGGUAUGCCAAAUGGGAGCAUGAUUGUGAGCUCGGCCAGCACCUAACGAAGGAAGAAAUCAGCAUGAUUCCUCAAAAGCAGAGCCUGAUUGAGAGCCACAAGCAUACGCCGGAUACCUUCUGGGUUCUUCACCCCGAGCAGAUGCCAAAGAAAGUGAGGCGCCAGCGAGAGAACCAACAGGAACAGCAACAGCCACAGCCAGGCCCGAAAUCGUGGCUGCCGGAGGGGAACAUCAACUUCUCGCUGUCAAGCUCUCGGAACCAUGUGAAGGGGGUCUCGGUCGCAUUGGGCUCGGGCUAUGUCGACAAGCUCUUACUGUAUAUUGGACAUUUGCGCGUCUGGCCGCCGCAUGUUGGGCCCAUUAACCUGACUCUUUGGUGCCUGUCUAAUGUCUAUGAUGGCGACAAGCCGACAAGCGGCGAUUGCCUCAUCGAUUACUCGUACCGUGGCCUAGACAGUCGGCACCGCGCAGGCAAGGGAUACGUCCACAACAUCUUAGGCGUCACCAAAUCGAGGCUGUCCAAGGGCGACUCUCACCUGGACCUGAUCCUGACCGACGGAGGAGAGAUGAUAAUGUGUGGAAAGCCGCGUGAAUCUGUCCAGGAUUACGAUACCGAGGAAGAGCAGACCCCUGUAGUAGGGCCUUCCCGCCAUCGGUCUCUGCAGUCCGACGAGCGAACAGAAAUCGGGACCUCCCACAGGCAUCACAAGCGUGACAUGCGCAAGCAUUUCAUGAUUUAG